AUGACGAUACAUUGCAUAGGUCACCGCGAUUCGCACGAGGGCAACAAACCUCACAUUUGCCAUUACGAGUUCUGCGGGAAGGCCUUCGUCAGAAAACACGACCUUACGCGGCACAUCAAGGGAAAGCACACCGAUGACCGGCCCUUCGAAUGUGAUACAUGCCAUAAAACAUACUCCAGGAAGGAUGAACUGAAUCAGCACCGUUAG
This is a messenger RNA of Punctularia strigosozonata HHB-11173 SS5, 207 nucleotides long. RefSeq lists its product as uncharacterized. Gene Ontology annotation, biological process: regulation of transcription by RNA polymerase II. The coding region runs from base 1 to 207 and encodes 68 amino acids. Gene Ontology annotation, molecular function: RNA polymerase II cis-regulatory region sequence-specific DNA binding; DNA-binding transcription factor activity, RNA polymerase II-specific. The transcript has a single exon. The record is from RefSeq and is a predicted model, not a curated record. Lineage: Eukaryota; Fungi; Basidiomycota; Agaricomycetes; Corticiales; Punctulariaceae.